This is a messenger RNA of Gastrolobium bilobum, 612 nucleotides long. Its product is annotated as tyrosine-protein phosphatase DSP3-like. Gene Ontology annotation, biological process: protein dephosphorylation. Lineage: Eukaryota; Viridiplantae; Streptophyta; Magnoliopsida; Fabales; Fabaceae. Gene Ontology annotation, molecular function: phosphatase activity. The coding region runs from base 1 to 612 and encodes 203 amino acids. Gene Ontology annotation, cellular component: cytoplasm. The transcript has 5 exons. The record is from RefSeq and is a predicted model, not a curated record.
AUGGGAAUCAUAGUGGAAGUUGAAAACUUAGACGGAAACGACGACGUUCUGGUUCCGCCACCUAACUUCUCCAUGGUGGAGGACUGCAUUUUCCGAUCAAGCCUCCCUAACCCUUCCAAUUUCCCUUUCCUCCAAUCCCUAAACCUUCGCUCCGUCAUAUACUUGUGUCCUGAGCCCUAUCCACAAGAAAAUCUAGAGUUUCUUCGCUCACAGAAUAUUCGGCUCUUUCAAUUUGGAAUUGAGGGGAAGACGGAAGUUUCUUUGCCUAUUCUCAAGGAUUCUAUCAUGGAGGCUCUGAAAGUUUUAAUUGAUGUGAGAAAUCACCCAGUUUUGAUCCAUUGCAAGCGAGGAAAGCAUAGAACAGGUUGCCUUGUUGGUUGCUUUCGAAAAUUUCAGAAUUGGUGCUUGUCUUCUGUGUUUGAGGAGUACCAACGAUUUGCUGGUGUUAAAUCCAGGACAACGGAUUUAACAUUUAUAGAAAUGUUUGACAUCUUAAGCCUGAGGCAGUGUCUUUACAGCAUCAUCUACCAGUACCAAGGAUAUGGUUCAAAGAAGCGUCGCUUGUUGUAUAAAGAUGAGAAUUUACAGAAGCCCCGACUGACAUCAUUUUAA